This is a messenger RNA of Cercopithifilaria johnstoni, 3801 nucleotides long. Lineage: Eukaryota; Metazoa; Nematoda; Chromadorea; Rhabditida; Onchocercidae. The record is from the annotation of a GenBank genome assembly.
AUGGUCAUUUUCACAGCCUUGCCAUUUGGUACUAGCAGUGAUGAAGGUCGUAUACUGGUUGACGAAUCAGACUAUCAAGGAGUGGACGAUGAACAACUUCCAUUUGAAAUCAAGGAUGUUGUACGGAUACGAGCCAAUGAGAAGUUUUCCAAAUAUUACGACUGCAUGAAUGAACUUGGAGAGGGAAAGUUUGGGAAAGUAUAUCGAUGCCGUGAAAAAGCAACAGGACUUGAGCUGGCAGCAAAACGUAUCAAAAUAAAACGUGAUGCGGAUCGAGAAAAAGUGGAACGGGAGGUAGCUAUUAUGACGAAGUUGAGACAUCCCAGAAUAGCGCAGAUCUAUGAUGCUUUCGCUACACCUGACAACGAUGUUGUACUGAUUAUGGAAAUAGUGACUGGCGGUGAACUAUUUGAUCGGGUUGUUGACGAGAACUAUAUUCUAACAGAGCUGGCCGUUGUAAUGAUUGUUUGUCAGUUAUGUGAAGCAAUUAGUUAUAUUCAUAGCAAAAAUAUUGUUCACCUUGAUAUAAAGCCGGAAAACAUCAUGUGUGUUUCACAAACGGGUAACCGUAUAAAACUCAUUGAUUUUGGGCUUGCUCAAUUUUAUGACGGUUCGUCGAAUUUAUUAUUUAUGGCUGGUACUCCGGAAUUCGUCGCUCCGGAAGUGAUCAAAUUUGAACCAAUCGAUUUCUACACUGACAUGUGGAGCAUUGGCGUCAUCACUUACAUUCUGUUAUCAGGCAUAUCGCCAUUUUUGGGCGAAACUCUAGGUGAUACUUAUGUAGCUGUUGAAAAAGGAGAAUGGGAAUUCGAUGAUGAAGCAUUCGAAGCUAUUUCUGACGCUGCCAAAGACUUCAUAUCCAAACUUCUUAUAAUGGAUCAGAAGCAAAGAAUGCUUCCGGAAGAUUGCUUAAAUCAUCCAUGGAUUGUUGACAGCCGAACAAAAGCUGCAAAUGAUCUGAUAUUAAGUCAACCGAACAGCGGUACUUUGCUAUCGAAAGAAGGGUUGAAAUUAUAUCUCAGAAAUAAACGUUUUAGGAAAGCAACUUGGGCGCUGGUUUUCUUGAUGCGGUUCAAACGACAAACACUAAUGAACUUCGGAAAAGUUUCUGCUGCUGAUGGUGCUGUUGUGGAAGCAUAUGACAGUCUUCCUGUCUCAACAAGAAAGAUUAUGGAAAGUUAUACUGAAUCAGAAGCCAGUGUUUCCGGAACAGUAGAAUCGGCACAGGAGAACGAGAAAAUGAAGAGCGUGUUAACUGACAUUUCUGCUUUUGAUACUUCCAGAAUGGAGUCAAUGACUGCAACAAAGCAUCCUGAGGAAAAGAAGUUAAGCAGCGAGAUUCCGAAAAAGAAAGCAAAACCAAACACAACUGAUGAGGGAAGAAAGAAGCCAAAGCCAAAUGAUGAAAGAAGGACGAAAAAAGGAGCAAAGAAGCCCAGAGAGAAAAACAAUGAGAAAUCAGAUGAAAUCUCUUGUAAGCCGAAAAAGGUUUCCAAGCAUCUUAAAACUGCAUCCGACGGAUCAGAAGGUCAAAUUAAAAAGUCCACUGAGACAGUUUCUGGAUGCAAUGAAGUAAGUGAUUCAAAAAAUUUUAUUCCAGCGAUGUGCGAAGUAUGCAUCACAUUGGAGACAGCCAAACCUGCUGCUUCUUUCACCGAAUUUUCAAAAUCUGUCUGUGCUGCAGAAAGCGCUCACCUGCGUUCUUUGAGUUCCGGAUUAGCUCGGACAAAUAAGAAUGAGGUGGAAACGGAGGAAAGACAAAAAAAAUAUUGCGUUUCAUUAUCUAGUAAUCGAACAGCAAAAGAAUCAACACAUCAUAGCAGUUCAACUAAUAAGCUUAGUGAAAUCAAUAAAAAAGGCAAUUCUGUAGCUGCUAUUUUGUCAAUGUUCACUGAAAAAGCUGAACAGGAAAGAAGACGUUUUGAGCGCCGACCUUCUCGUCCAGUAAGAACUUUUCGAGAUGUGGAGAAAUCUUCACCCAGAAAAUCAUCGGUAGUAACUCAUGAAAAUGAUGGCAACUAUGGAAAGCUUUAUCGAGCACCGGAAGAAGAGAAGAAAAGGGUGAAAAAUUUGAUUGAACUUCAUCGACGUGGUUCUGCAGAUCGAAAGCAAGUUGACACGAAAGAGAUUGUAGCUGUGAAGCAAGAUGAAGAGAAUAAAAGCUUUACGGGUGAAAGAGUAAAUAUUGUCGAACAAGACAAGGUGGAAAUGGAACGAAUGAGCUUAACUGGGGAAAAAACGGAAAUAAAUCCCUCAUUAAAUGUUAAGAAAGAGACGGAAUUGUCAGGGAAAAAGGUUACAGUUUCAGAUUUAGCCCCUUCAAAAUUAAGCGCUGUCAAAAAAACUAGUCAGAUAAUAGAAGAACGGAGUGGUGAUGCCAUGACGAUAGCAAAAACAACGCGUGUGCGAAACGAAACAAAGAAGCAGAAAAAAGAUAUGAUAGAAUUGACGAUAAAUCAGGAAAUGGCGGAAGGGGUUGAAAGGCAAGCGGAAAAUAUUCUGGUCGAGGCAUUGCAAAUUCAACCUUUAUUGGCAUCGCAACAGAAGAUGGCGAUUCAGGAUGAUUCUAACACUAAAAGAAGUAGAAAAACAAGAAGUUGUAUGAAGUUGGACGAAUCACAGAAUGAUUAUCCAUUAAAUUCUUUGGAUAUGACAACGAAACAGCCAAAACAUACAAAAAGCAAUAGUGGUAAAAAAAUUGAAAUUGUUAAUGAAAAGAGAGCUUUAUCUUCGGAUCCACGUCUUUUGGUCGCAAAAAAAAAAGUUACGGGAAAUGCAAACAGUCAAAAUGUGUCUAAACGAAAGAAAAACAAAGUUGAAAUUGUUAACAUAAACCCUGAUAUUAAGGAUGCUGCGCAAAAUUUGUUAGUUAGAGUGGAAAAUUCUGAAGAGUUUAUUGAACAUCAAGAUCCUUCCAGCGAAAAGAAAAUGAAAGAGGGCAUCAAGAAAUUGAAGAAAGGUAAAGCUUUAACAGAAUUGGUUGCAACACCUAGCAGUUCUCAAUUCCCUCAUAAAGCAAAGCAGAUGAAAUCAGUCGAAGUAAAAAAUAGCAGAAUUCAAAAACCAAUCUCAGUUUUGCAACCAUUGUCAGCUGACCCAAUAAUUACUACAAUUAAACAUACGGAGGAGAAUCAUGCUGAUGAACUAUUACAAUGCAUCACUCUCAAAAAACCUCCAAAAGGUUCAGGACGGAAAAAAGUUAGCGGAGAAACGAAAUUGAAGAAGGCACAAGAUAAAUACGGAUCACAGACAGACAGUAUCAGUUCUGACCUUAAGAAUAACGAAACUACAACUUCAGUGCAAAACAAAUUAUCGGAUUCAACAGUUGGAGCAUUGCACUCAAUUCAGGAUACUUUAUCAAAUGUUCAGGGAUCAUUAGGGGUUUUUCCUAACUCCGGACCUCCAAUGCAUGACAUAGUAAAACGAAAAUUUACUCGAAAAAAUAGUUGCUUGAAAAAUUUGUUAGUAAGAAUGAGAUCAGAAAUCAAUUUGGCUGAAGAUAAGGAAAAAAUGAGAUCAAUAUGUACACGCCGAAAAGCUGUUGAUGAUCAAGCCGUUUUUGGUAAUGAAAGAGAUAAAAAUCAGCGUGACAUUUCGAUAGCUCACUUAAAGAAUCAGGAGAACUACAGUUUUGGUUGGCUUAAACUGCAAUUAGAAACACGAGUAAAUAAAGAAAAAGAUGAUCAAAUGGGAUGGAGAUAUCGUCGUGAUUUAGAAAUUUCACCAAUUCAAUCCGGAAAUGCUAAAAAGGCUUUAAGUAUUUGGAAAACAAUGGAGCAGAGCAGUAUUGCCAAAAUUUAG